UUUUUCUGUUGUGUUUCUGUUACAUACUCAUCGCCAUCUUGUUGCAAACCCUUUUCUUGUCUGGAAGAUUCGCAGGGGAUCGGGGUGGGGGGUGGUUCGAUUCGGCAUUUUUACUGGGGAGAAGGCAAGGAGAAGGAAACCCCCGGUUUUGUUUUUGUUUUUUUUUAAAGUCUCCAGGAUUUUGGAUCCUCCACUGAAAGGCAACCCAAGCGAUGAGCAUUGAGACACUUUUGGAAGCGGCCAGAUUUCUGGAAUGGCAAGCCCAGCAACAACAGAAAACACGUGAAGAAAAUGAAAAGCACGAAAAGCUCCGCCUAGAAGGAGAACAGGAGCAGAAGAAGGCCAGCGUACAAAGGGUUAACAAUGCCUUUCACCCAGAAGAGCCAAGGAAUGAAAUCCCAGCAGUGCCCGCCUCUCCCCCUGCACCAGCUCCUCCUCCUCCUCUGCCGCCACCCCUAGCACCCCCCAUAUCAGUCAUUCCCAUCCCCGUGGUCACUAGCUCACCUCAGCAAGCAGCCCAAACCACUCUGUCCCCUCCGCUCAUACAACGUCACCAGCCUCUCAUAAGCACUCCCAGCAUCAGCAAGGAAGUGUCAUCUAUUGCACCUGUUAUACAGAGACCAUCCGGCCCACUUCUUCCAGACGUCAAGGCUGCUACGCCCCCUUCAGGUAGCCCCAAGCAGUUACCGCAGUAUGCAGCUCCAGUACUGGCCAUCUCUCAGCAUCAUGUGGUUCAGCAGCCAAUACAGCCCCAGCCUCAACCACACCAACCUCUGCAGCAGCACCAGGCACCGCCUCAGCAGCUCAAUGCUCUUAAGCUGGCCCCGGCAGAAGAUGCCAAACCAAAUGAGCAGAAGAAGAGACCUGGAGGGGUUGGGACCAGGGAAGUACAUAAUAAAUUGGAGAAGAACAGACGUGCACAUUUGAAAGAAUGCUUUGAGACGUUAAAACGCAACAUCCCCAAUGUAGAUGACAAGAAGACCUCAAACCUCAGCGUUCUAAGGAGUGCCUUGCGAUACAUCCAGACUUUAAAGAGAAAGGAGAAGGAAUAUGAACAUGAGAUGGAGCGGCUGGCAAGGGAGAAGAUUGCUACCCAGCAGCGACUGGCCGAACUGAAGAAUGAGUUGAGCCAGUGGAUGGACAUCCUGGAAAUUGACAGGAUUAUUCGACAGACAGUUCAGCCAGAGGAUGACCAAGCAUCUACCUCGACUGCAUCAGAGGGCGAAGACAACAUUGACGAAGACAUGGAAGACGACAGGCCCGUGAACUCAUUACCAAAACUAAUCCAGCGCCAGCACCCUGAGCUACUGAAAGUUGUCCCUCCGAAUGCUGCUUCCCACCACCCGGCAGUCUUGCCUCAGCACCUGCCUCUGCAUCAGAAACAAACCCCACCCCACGCACCGCCGCCCCUCCAGACCCAGGCACUGGUCCAGCCGCAGGCGAUCGUCCCCGCACAGACUCACAUCGUGGCGGCUUCGACGGUGCAAUCGACUGUUAUCGCCCACACCGCCACCACCCACGCGUCGGUCAUCCAGACUGUCAACCACGUGAUUCAGGGUCCGCAGACCAAGCACAUCGCUCACAUAGCACCUUCCACGUCCAGCCCCGUGCAACUCACCACUGCUGCUCAGCCUAUCGGCCACAUCACUGUGCACCCGGCAACCAUAAAUCACAUGACCCACCUCGGCCAGCAGUUACCCAUUUAUCCUCAGCCUGUGGCCGUCAGCCAACCGGUUGUGAGCCACAUCGCUCACACGAUUUCUCACCAGCAAGUGAAUGGAACCACAAACCUAGGCCAGCAAGCAGUGAUGACCAAACCUGCUGUAGGAACCCAAGUUGUCCACCAUCAACAGUUAGUUGGGCAAACAGUGCUCAACCCGGUAACUAUGGUCACCAUGCCAUCAUUCCCUGUGAGCACGCUGAAACUGGCCUAGUGUGGAAGCUCGCUGGCAAAGUCUUUGGCAGGCCACCUUUCCUGAAACUCCAUACAUUCCAACCAUGUCCGAUUCCAAGGGAGAAAAGUGCAGGAACUCUGUGAACAGGAGAAGAGUUGGGACUGCCAAGUCCAUCCUUAAUCUUUUAGUAACCAACCUGGAAGUGGUAAUGAGAAACGGGGGCUUCUCUGCACUUGAAUUUCGCUAAUCAGAGAAAACUUUAAUGAAAGUUGUUCAUAGUGAUUUUUUUUCCUUUUACGUGUAAUCAGUGAAAUAUGAAUAUGAUGUUCUUAAGACUUUAAUUUUUCCCUUUCAUGUGUUGCUUCUUUGUAGAAUAAAAAAGGCUGAUCUCUUUAUUGAGACAUUGCGUAGAAUGGGAAAAAAAUCAUAGAAGUCUAUAUUUAUAUGUAUAUGUAUCUGCCCAAAGCUACAUAUAUAUAAAUAAAUAUAACAGUGGAGAAGGCCUUUGACAAGGUUGAUUGUUUUCAGGGUUAUUAGACAACUUAAAUGUUAAUUUUUGGAGGAAGAAAGCAGAGUGUCCUCUUUUAAAAAAAGAAACUCUAAAGACAGAUGGUUUAGUGGACCAGGGUACAAAUAUUUGAUGACAAAUUUAAAAAAAAAAUGUUAAAGGUAUUUCCCUUCAGUAUAUUACAUUUCAGUAACCAUCUGAAAUCACUGUGACUUGUUAUGGCAUUUAAAGGAAAUUCUCUGUCCUGUUUAAUAAAAGGAAAACGAAUACACAACCGGA
Molecule: messenger RNA, 2682 nt
Organism: Gopherus evgoodei (Goodes thornscrub tortoise)
Lineage: Eukaryota; Metazoa; Chordata; Testudines; Testudinidae
Gene: MNT
Product: MAX network transcriptional repressor
Exons: 6
Coding region: 213-1934 (573 amino acids)
Biological process (GO): regulation of transcription by RNA polymerase II
Molecular function (GO): protein dimerization activity; RNA polymerase II cis-regulatory region sequence-specific DNA binding; DNA-binding transcription factor activity, RNA polymerase II-specific
Source: RefSeq, a predicted model, not a curated record